Molecule: messenger RNA, 618 nt
Organism: Lactuca saligna
Lineage: Eukaryota; Viridiplantae; Streptophyta; Magnoliopsida; Asterales; Asteraceae
Source: the annotation of a GenBank genome assembly
AUGCUUAAAAAUGCAAUACUAUUCUUAAGUAGUACUCCUCCUUUUCUCAAUCUGCAGGGUUUCUUGAUGAUAGUCUUGUUGAGCUUGUCUUGUUUAUCAUUUGGAUUGAAAAUCACAAGUGUUGCCACCUACGAUGUAACAUCUUAUGGUGCAAAAGGAGAUGGCAAUACAGAUGACUCCAAUGCUUUCCUUCGAGCAUGGGAUGAUUUAUGUGGAGAUAUGUCGCCAGAACCGACAUUGAUAAUUCCAUCAGACAAGACAUUUUUGAUAAACCUGGUGGCAUUCAAAGGUCCAUGCAAAUCCCCAAUUGUAAAUAUUAAGCUGUUGGGUAACAUCGUUGCACUGAAGACUCUCGAUGGAUGGAAAGGUUGCAUUAACAAUAACAUUUGGAUAUACUUCACAUCCGUGCAAGGACUCAAGAUCCAAGGACCUGGUCAAAUUUAUGCCAAGUCUCGAUUUGGUGGAAAAAGGAGGGGCAACUUAAAACCAAUGCAUGCAAUCGCCCAAUUCCCCAAUACAGAUGGGAUAGACAUCGGUGAUUCUUCCCAUGUUAAUAUCCAUGAUUCUAACAUUCAGACUGGUGAUGAUUGUGUUGCUAUUAAUGGCUGUCACUACUAG